CUCCUCUUGCAGGAAGGAAGAUGUCUCUAUGUGAUCCUGCUGAUGGCCCUGUAUUGGUGCACGGAGGCACUGCCCUUGGCUGUGACAGCUCUGCUGCCCAUCGUCCUCUUUUCCCUCCUGGGGAUCCUCCCAUCUAACAAAGUUUGCCCACAGUAUUUUUUAGACACCAAUUUCCUCUUCCUCAGUGGUUUAAUCAUGGCCUCGGCCAUUGAGGAGUGGAAUUUACACCGCAGGAUCGCGCUCCGGGUCCUCAUGCUGGUGGGAGUCCAGCCAGCCAGACUAAUUUUAGGGAUGAUGCUGACAACGUCUUUCCUGUCCAUGUGGUUAAGUAAUACUGCCUCCACUGCUAUGAUGCUUCCAAUUGCAAAUGCAAUUUUAAAAAGCCUCUUUGGGGAGAAAGACACCUCUAAGGAUAUAAACAGGGAGAAUGAAGAAAACCAAGCAUCUUUACAGCAGAAUAAACUUUACACUGUACCAACUGAGAUGCAGUUUCUGGCAAGUACUGAGGACAAAGAUCUGACGGAGGAGAAGGAGGUUGCCAGCGAUGCUCUCUCAGACUUAAAGAAGGAGGAGGAAUACAAAACAAAUAUAUGGAAAGGUUUCCUCAUCUCAAUCCCCUAUGCGGCGAGCAUUGGAGGUACUGCAACGCUGACGGGAACCGCACCAAACCUCAUCCUUCUGGGACAGCUGAAGAGUUAUUUUCCAGAAUGUGAUGUGGUGAACUUUGGUUCUUGGUUUAUGUUUGCAUUUCCUUUAAUGCUGAUUUUUCUUCUCCUGGGAUGGCUGUGGAUCUCCAUCCUGUAUGGAGGAAUUAACCUAAGGGGCUGGCGAACAAAAAAGUCAAAUAUAAGAGUGGAUGCAGAAGCCCGAGCCAGAGAAGUGAUAAAGGAGGAUUAUCAGAAACUGGGUCCAACAAAGUUUGCAGAACAGGCGAUUUUCUUCUUCUUCUGCAUGUUUGCAAUCAUGCUGUUCUCCAGGGAUCCCAAAUUCAUUCCAGGUUGGGCAAGCUUGUUUGCACCAGGGUUUAUCUCGGAUGCAGUUACGGGAAUCACCAUCGUGAUUAUACUGUUCUUCUUCCCUUCACAAAAACCUUCCUUCAAGUGGUGGUUUGACUUGAAAGCCCCAAACACUGAGACACAGCCCUUGCUGACUUGGAGGAAAGCCCAAGAGACUGUGCCCUGGAACAUCAUCUUACUGCUUGGAGGAGGCUUUGCCAUGGCAAAGGGCUGUGAGGAGUCUGGUUUGUCUGUCUGGAUAGGAGGCCGUCUGCAUCCCUUGGAGGGUGUGCCGCCACCCGUGGCUGUCAUCCUCAUCACCAUCGUCAUCGCCUUGUUCACGGAGUUUGCCAGCAACACAGCCACUAUCAUCAUCUUUCUGCCGGUCUUGGCAGAGCUGGCCAUUCGUCUGAAAGUAAAUCCCCUCUAUUUAAUGAUACCAGGAACUAUAGGAUGCUCCUAUGCAUUCAUGCUGCCAGUGUCAACACCUCCUAACUCAAUUGCCUUUUCUUCUGGACACUUGAUGGUCAAGGAUAUGGCAAGAACUGGGUUGCUCAUGAAUCUUAUGGGAGUUCUGCUUCUUAGCUUGGCUAUGAACACAUGGGCCAAGAGCAUCUUCCAGCUGGGGACCUUCCCUGCAUGGGCCAACAUCCAUGCAGAAAAUGCCACCUCACUCUUGCCAGCUGUAGAAAAUGUCACUUUAAGUGCACUAAAUAAAAUAUGAACAAAGCCA
This is a messenger RNA of Merops nubicus (carmine bee-eater), 1728 nucleotides long. RefSeq names its product solute carrier family 13 (sodium-dependent dicarboxylate transporter), member 3 (gene SLC13A3). The record is from RefSeq and is a predicted model, not a curated record. NCBI's taxonomy places the organism in Eukaryota, Metazoa, Chordata, Aves, Coraciiformes, Meropidae. Gene Ontology annotation, biological process: monoatomic anion transmembrane transport; citrate transport. Gene Ontology annotation, molecular function: citrate transmembrane transporter activity; succinate transmembrane transporter activity; sodium:dicarboxylate symporter activity. The transcript has 13 exons. The coding region runs from base 43 to 1719 and encodes 558 amino acids. Gene Ontology annotation, cellular component: membrane.